GAAACUUUCACUGCAGCCUCAUCGUCAUCUCGCCUGUAGUCUGGUGCUCGAAUAGUAACCAGCCCUCCAGCCAUGGCCCCCUCUAACGGUAUCACGAACGGCACUGACGGCGACUAUGACCUGGACGACAUUGACUAUUCUGACAUUGAGGACAAGUACCAGGUGCAGCUGGAGGAUGGCUUUGAAAACAUCAUCGUGGUGGAUGGCGUGCCCGUCAUUGACAGAUCAAAAUUGGAGAAGCUGUUAGCAAAGAUCGCGAAGGAAUUCGGCAAGAAGGGGGCCCCCAUAAAGCCGGAUGACAUCUUUGUGCCAUGGGAUGAAUCGACGGGGAAGAGCAAAGGAUACAUAUUUGUCGAAUUCAAGAGCGCAGAUGAAGCGGCAUUUGCUCUCACGGCAAUGGAUGGUCAUCCAUUUGAUGCCAAACACACUUUCGCCACCAAUUAUUUUACGGACAUCGAGAAGUUCGCCAACAUGGAUGAGACCUACGUUGAGCCGAAGCUUGAGGAGUACAAGCCCAGAGAACAUCUCCGGGCCUGGCUCGCAGACCCUCAAGGCCGUGAUCAAUAUGCUAUUUAUCGAGGCAAUGAUGUUGAAAUUCAUUGGCAUGGCAAGCCGUCUCAGCGCGAGUUGGCAUAUAAACAUACGGAAUGGACCGAUCUAUAUAUAUCUUGGUCCCCGCAAGGAACGUAUAUGACCACUCUCCAUCGACAGGGUGUGCAACUCUGGGGCGGCCCUUCAUGGCAGCUGCAACAGCGUUUUGCUCACCCGUACGUCAAGCUGAUCGACUUCUCCCCUUGCGAACAGUACCUAGUUACCUGGUCGAAUGAGCCGAUCGUGGUACCUGAGGGCGCGUUGCAAGGUCCCCGCUACUUCUCUCCGAUAGACGAGGGGAAUCAUAUCGCAGUGUGGGACAUCAAGUCGGGCAACAUGCUCCGGACGUUCCCCGCUGCGCAGCAAGAGGGCGAGGAACCGGGAUCGAAGAAGCAAUUGCAAUGGCCAGCCUUCAAGUGGAGUCCAGAUGACAAGUUUGUUGCUCGGGUCACCCCUGGUCAGCAAAUCAGUGUCUACGAGCUGCCCAGUAUGGGUCUUCAGGCGAAGAAAAGCAUCAAGAUCGAGGGCGUGGUGGACUUUGAGUGGUGUCCACUCGGCGACAAAGACCGAGAGGACGGGGAGAAAGCGGAGAAGGACGCCAAGGCUGGCGCAAAGACGACGCGGAAAGUGAAGGAGAACAUGCUCGCUUACUGGACUCCGGAAGUCGCCAACCAACCAGCUCGCGUCACGUUAAUGAAUUUUCCCGCCCGGGCUAUCCUGCGGCAGAAGAAUUUGUUCAAUGUUUCCGAGUGUAAACUCUUCUGGCAAAAUCAGGGUGACUUCCUGUGCGUCAAGGUCGAUCGCCACACGAAAACGAAAAAGACCCUAUUCUGCAAUCUGGAGAUCUUCCGCGUACGUGAGAAGGAUUUCCCCGUGGAAGUCGUCGAGCUUAAAGACACCGUCCUCGAAUUCUCAUGGGAACCCAAGGGAGAACGAUUCGCCAUUGUCUCCAGCAACGAUCCCAACCUUGGCAACCCAGGUCCGGGCAUCACGAUCAAGACCGACGUCAGCUUUUUCCAGCUGCACAAGCAGAAGGGCGACUUCAGGCUCCUCCGUAAUCUGCCAUCACGGACGAGCAACACGAUUCGCUGGUCCCCACGGGGCCGCUUUGUGCUUCUGGCCACUGUUGGGUCUUCGAGCAAGUCGGAACUCGAGUUUUGGGACCUCGAUUUCAACACCGAGGACGUUGGCCGAAAGGAGAUGGUCAAGGACAAGGAUGAAUGGGGCAGCGGUAUCCAGCAUCUGGGUACAGCGGACCACUAUGGAGUGACCGAUGCUGAGUGGGAUCCAAGUGGGCGGUACCUUGCGACGCAUGCGAGCGCAUGGAGACAUACGCUCGAAAACGGCUAUGCUAUCUGGGACUUCCGCGGGCAAGAGCUGGAGAAGCACCUCAUGGACCGCUUCAAGCAAUUCCUGUGGCGGCCGCGGCCGAAGACGCUGCUGACAAAGGAGCAGCAGAAGCAGAUCCGCAAGAACCUGCGCGAGUACAGCCGGCAGUUCGACGAGGAGGACGCGGCAGAGGAGAGCAACGUGAGCGCGGAGCUGAUCGCGCACCGCAAGCGGCUCGUGGACGAGUGGAACGCGUGGCGCCGCCGGUGCAAGGAAGAGCUGGCGGAGGAGCGCAGAAAGCAGGGCGCGAAGCUGGAUGGCGAGGAGGGCCCGCAUGAGGAGACGAAGGAGGAGAUCGAGGUGUGGGUGGAGGAGCUGAUAGAGCAGAUUGAGGAGGAGGUCGUUGAAUGAUUGUAUCCCUAUGCUGUAUGACAUUGCAUGUGCUCUCCAGGCUGUCCGAACUAUGAUCUAUGGUGUGUCUACAUCGUGCUAUGACAACCAUGCUUACGCUCUGG
Messenger RNA from Gloeophyllum trabeum ATCC 11539, 2435 nucleotides. RefSeq names its product translation initiation factor eIF-3b. Lineage: Eukaryota; Fungi; Basidiomycota; Agaricomycetes; Gloeophyllales; Gloeophyllaceae. The record is from RefSeq and is a predicted model, not a curated record. Bases 73 to 2331 code for a protein of 752 amino acids. Gene Ontology annotation, biological process: translational initiation. The transcript has 9 exons. Gene Ontology annotation, cellular component: eukaryotic translation initiation factor 3 complex. Gene Ontology annotation, molecular function: translation initiation factor binding; RNA binding; translation initiation factor activity.